Molecule: messenger RNA, 4538 nt
Organism: Mytilus trossulus (common blue mussel)
Lineage: Eukaryota; Metazoa; Mollusca; Bivalvia; Mytilida; Mytilidae
Product: E3 ubiquitin-protein ligase MARCHF1-like
Exons: 4
Coding region: 133-852 (239 amino acids)
Biological process (GO): protein ubiquitination
Molecular function (GO): zinc ion binding; ubiquitin-protein transferase activity
Source: RefSeq, a predicted model, not a curated record
UUUGACAUGCUCAGGAUAGUUGUCGAUCACGUGAUCAAAAUAAAAUAGAACUUAUUCUGAAAUUCCGAGUGUCGAAUUCAAAAGUUGACAGCUAAAUGUCUUGUUAUAUUGGAAGUUAGCAGCUGAUGCAGAAUGGCUGAAGGUGUAGACCCAAACUUAGCCCAGGCUGUCAGUUCCACCCUGACUGUUGCCAGUAUACAUACUAUUGGUAGUGCCAACCUGACUCCACGGCUACAGAAGAAGUUUACGUCUAGGGAGAGUUCAAUGACAGGGACAGAUUUACUGCCAAUAUGUCGUAUUUGUCAGAUGCCUGGUGAUGCUCAGGACCCUUUAUUUUCACCUUGUCGUUGUUCAGGGACUCUAGGAUUUAUACAUUUUUCAUGUUUAAAAAGAUGGAUAGAAAUCUCAACAAGGAAAAAAAAGAAGCAGCCAAGGUGUGAACUGUGUCAUUAUCAGUUCCAUAGACAUAAAACAUUUAAGUUUAAGAACUGGAGGUUCCCAAGGGUGAACAAUAGAGAUAAAUGUCUACACAUCAUAUUUUUAUUCAAUCUGGUUGUUAUGAUUGGAUGUGCUGUGGCUACAAUUAUGUGCUUUCUAUCUGAUAAAGGACAGAUAACCAAGUUCCCUAAAAACAAGGUAGAGUUAACAACAGAAGAGAUCAUCACAUUAGGGUGUGGAGUGGCAUUCUUUGUGGCCUUUUUCAUUGCAAUGACAGUGGAGAUAAAAGCUAAACACACUGUGUAUAAAUUGUGUAUGAGAUUUAUUAUGCAUAACACAGAAUGGGCUGUGGACUCUUACGAUCGCAACAAAGACCUAGAUAUCAAUAAACCUCCCAAAGCACAGUAUGUUUAAUGUAGCUCUACAGAUCAUUAUAUAUAUUGUGUCAGAGUUAUGUCCCCUGACUAGUGUAUCCUUGAUAUUAUCAACUAUGUACAAAGCAAUCAUCAAAAUUAUUUAGCUAGCUGUGUGAACCUAUAAGAUAUGCAUAGCUUACAAAUGAGUUAUUAUGUUUUGUGCAAUAGGAAGCUUCUAUAAGUUUUGUAUUUCUGAUUGUGGUGAAAGAAAUGUAUAAACUCAACUAUGUAUUCAUAACUUUUAUACCCCAACUUCCCUAUCUUCAGAAGAAAAAAAAUAAAGACGUAUAUUAAAGUAUAAUUUGAACUUGAAAUAUGAUGUGCAUGUGUUUCAAAAGUCCAUAAUAUAUUUCACUAUGUUGUUCAUCUAGAUAAUUAUCAAAUGUAAUUGAAUUUUAAAUUCUCUGUAGGCCUGUUUCAUUUGUAAUGCUGAUCGUUGAUACACAACCACAUGAAUUAGGUCAUUAAUUUAAUUAUACAUCAAAAAGUGACCCACAUUUACUUUGUCAGUGUGUCUAAUCUGACUGUAUAAGUUUCUAUGCUUCACAAAAAGUGAUUCAGGAUAUAUCUACUUCAUAAUUAGAUUACAACACGUCUAAUUAUUAUGAUUAUAAGAAAUAAUCUUUUGAUUGUGUAAUGAAUACAGAAAUGGGAAUAGACUAAAUAUAGUAUGUAACUUAUCAUUCGUUAAACUCCUAAAAAAAAAUAAUUUUUAAAGUAUUUAUUUCUAUGUUAGCUAUGAUUCAGGAGAAUAAAUGUAUAAUUAGAUUUUUGCUCCUAAGAAGAACAUUGACAUUUUGUUCUGUGACUGGGUGUAUGUAAAUUUUGACUGUGACUUUUUGUCCUUCAGUCAUGCUGAACAUGUUAAAAGUUGGUUAUGUUUGUGUAUAUACUGAAAGUGAUUGUUAAAUAAGAGAAGAUUAAAAAUGUGUGCAAGAUAUAUAUAUAUGUGUAUACUGUAUGUGUAUGUUACUGAAGUUAUGUUUGUAACAUGAAUGAUUUGGUUGAAGAUGGCUAUUAGUUUGUGUGUGAUAUUUCUGUUAUUAUGUGUUUCUAAUAUCACACUGUACUGCUUUAGUUUGAUUAGUUAGUUACAUCCACUUUAUGUAAACUUUGGUGGAUAGUUGUCUAUCGCCAAUUAUCCCAAAAGCUUCAUUUCAACUCUCAUUUAUAUAAUUUGAAUAAUUUAAAUAAUUUGAAGAAGUUGCCAAAGGCUUGUUUAUUAUUAUAUUAAAAUUGAAUAACUUGAUAUGAUAUCAAUUGAUAACCAAUUCUCAAUCACUAUGGAGCCUAUAAAUAAACAUGAUAUUUAUGUGCAGUAAAUAUUGAAUAUUAUAAUUGGUGCUGUUUUGAUGUAUUACAUCAUGGUUUGUAUGGUCUAUUGUUUUAACUGUUGAUUGAAAAUGUUAAAUGGAUAACUGUUAGAAGUGUGUUGUAUGUUAAUAUGGUUGAAAAAUUUGUUCACAUGAAGUAAAAUAUUAAGAAAAUAGAUUUUUUAAACUUAUAAAACAAUUAAGAGCCACAUUUAUUAAUGUUCACAACCAGUAGUGUAAUAAAAUAUUUGAAGUUGGAGAAAAAGAAAAAAAACAUUUAUCAUUAGAGCCACUAUUUGACCCAUGAAAUUGCAAAAAAGUUAUGAUUUAUUUUCUUUUAAAUGUAUUUUUAUUUUGUUCAUAAUUGAAUUAGAAGAUAUUUUAAAUUUUGUCAUAUAUGUAUACCUUGUAUUAUGCUAAAGCAAUGUUGUUGCUAAUGCAAUAAAGAUUUAUUCAUUCAAAAUUAAUGUGUAAAUUUAAACAUUUGACUCCCAUCAACAUCUUUGUGAAUAUGGUAAAAGACCAAGCCCAGUUUUCAUGGUAAGGCUAUUGCUCAUAUCUUACAAUAUAUGAUAAACUGUUGCAGUUUUAUACAUGCUAAAAAGACUUUAAAAAAAAGGCCUAAACAAAAUAUGUGGAUAACAUUCAGAAAUUGUCAUUGAAUCUGACAGAUAUAACUGAUUUGAAAGAUCUUAGAAAGUUUAUAAUAAAAAAGGAUAGAACAUAUGUGGCAUCAUUAUGCCUUUUGUGUUAAAUAAGUGCUAAUUAUAUAUGAUUAUAAUUGUUAGACCCCUUUAACUUAAGAAAUGUAUUAUAAUUAAGGGUAUUGUAUUAUAAUCUUACUUAUUUUAAUGGACUAUACAUGUAUUUUGAAUAGGCUAUUUUGGUGCACUUUAUACUAGAGAUUUACCUUUACCUAUAUUGUGAUAUCUCUGUUAAAGUACAAACACUGUACAUAUUUAAAAUAGGGUUUGUUUUUAAGGAAAAGGCACACAUUAUAUAUAUGUAAAGAAAAUAUAGUUUAAUUUCUUAAGUUUUUAUUUUCCUUUUGUAUUUUUUAUUGUUUAUUUAAAAAAAAAAAUUUGGUAUUAUCAAGCAUGGGCGUUGUUUGACAUGAGUUAUAUUAGUUGAAAAUGAAACAUUAAUUUGGUUAAUACAAACUAUUUGUAUCUCUUGAUUUAUUUAUGAUUAUUGAUAUUGUUAAGUUGCUGUUCCAGCAUGUAUGAAUGUCAGCUUUGGUUAAAUACAUAUUUGCUACUGGAAAUUAAGCAAUCAAUCAGUGAUUUAUACAAAAGAUUUUUUUUUCAUUGGAUCUUAAUUUCUAGUUUUUACAUAAUGUAUAUAUAUGAAAUAACAAGUUAUUGAAAAUUCAAAUAAAAAAUUUCUGAGAACAUUUAUAGAAUAAAAUAUUUGAAAUCAUCGGUUUAAAAAGUUUAAGCACAUAAGUAACCCAGCUUUAUAGUGUAUUCCUCAUUGUUUAUAGUAAUAUAUUUAGAUGUGAUGAGUACUUGUAGAUAUGUCAUGUAAUGAGUACUUGUAGAUAUGUCAUGUAAUGAGUACUUGUAGAUAUUUCAUGUAAUGAGUACUUGUAGAUAUGUGUGUGUGUGUUAUUUGUUGGGGUAGAUCAAACUUUAGGUUCCUUUGAAUCAUUUAGGUUUUUUUUUUUUUUUAUUAAAAAAGAGAAACAGUUCAAAAGGAUUGAUGAAUACUGUAAAUAAAAUUUAAGAUUCUCUCCUCUUGAAAAAUAAGUAGCUGUAACAGAAAUUAUGAAACUCUCAAGGGAAAUAAUUCAUGCUGAAUAUGCAUAAUGUAACCAGAAACUAUUGGAUAUUAUUUGCCAUUUUGCAUUAGUUUGAAGUAGAACUACUCAAUUCUUUAAUUUUUGUAACACUUACAAUUUAGUAAACAGCUGUGUUUUACCCUUUGACAACAAGUGUAUAUUAUUUAUAUAUCAUACAAGUGCUUGUGGAUGCAUUUAGUUGUAUAAUAUUAAUGUUUUAUUUUGUUAUAUAAACUUUUGUUUAGUGCUAUUGUGUGGAUAAAACCUCAGCAACCAAGUUGGUGAGGAAAUGUAUUGUUUUAAACCUGUCUUAAAAGACGAACUUUGUUAAAAUGUGUCAGGACAUAAAUAGUUAAUUCAAAUAAACUAACUACAGGAGUGUAUAAUUCACUUGGAACUCUCCAAGAUCUACACCAAAAAGGAGUAAUGAAGUAUAUAUGAAGUAUAAUUCACUUUGAACUCUCCAAGAUUUACACAGUAAAGAGUAAUGAAGUAUAUAUGAAGUAUAAAAGACGUAUAAAUGGCAAAUUGUAGAUAGAAUUUCCUCCUGUUUAUCUUAUUUGUUUGUUUUUCAUUAAAUAUAUACCUUGA